Molecule: messenger RNA, 609 nt
Organism: Protopolystoma xenopodis
Lineage: Eukaryota; Metazoa; Platyhelminthes; Monogenea; Polystomatidea; Polystomatidae
Source: the annotation of a GenBank genome assembly
AUGAGACAGGCAAUAAUUUCCAGCUUUGCAGAGGUCCUUGCCCUCGUCGAACGUCGACAGGCCGAGUUACUUCAUUCAGUUCGCCGGGUUGCCGCAGAAAAACGGCGAGCUCUGACUGAUCAAUUGGCACUUAUUGAAUCUGAAAGGGACGCUGUACGACGCGAAUGCGACAGAUUAACCGAUAUGAUUGAUGUACGCUGUAUAUCCAAAGGCAUAAGUUACCUGAAUGAUAAGCUUGAUACUAUCGCGAGUCUUACUGAGCCCCGUGAGAAUGCAUUCUUGCGCUAUCAAGACCGUCCAUUGGCUCUAGGCAACCAGAACUCACCCUCUCGGCUGACCUUGUUUUCUAGACUUGUGUCAGUAGCUCAACAAAGGCAGCUAAUGCACCAACAACAACUUGCCUCUUUUCACUUCGGCAGCCAAGGCUAUCCAGGAAAUAUGGAUCGUCACCAGGAGGCACUGUUGCUUCAGCAGCAUCAGCACCAUUCUCCUACCCAAAGACGCAUUUCUCUUCAGAUACGCCCUCAACUCCAAAACCACUGCAACUACUACCAACAUUCAAGAUGGUUACAAGAACAACAACAGGUGAGUAAUAUUGGGUCUCAGUAA